AUGGAAACCAAACUGGAGCAUCACGAGCAGAAUGCCAACCUGGCCCUGCAGGAGGAGACCUUUGUUAACAAACUGUUCCGCGAAAUUGUUGGUCCAUUCAUAUUGGAACGCAGCACGCAGAUCUGUGCAAUUAUCCUUUAUAUCGUCUAUUUGCUGUUAGCCAUACUUGGUUGUUUAAAUAUGAAGGAAGGGUUGGAUCCAAAAUUCCUUGUUCGAGAAUCUUUCUAUCUCAGCAAUUUCUACAAGCUCAUUGAGGAAACAUUUUGGCUGGAAGGUCUGCAAAUGCAGGUUGUUGUAAAUCAACCGCCGGAUCUUUUCAAUCCAACGACAAGAGCUGAAUUCUCUAAAAUGAUGAAUGGUAGGCUUGCCUGAAA
Molecule: messenger RNA, 374 nt
Organism: Strongylus vulgaris
Lineage: Eukaryota; Metazoa; Nematoda; Chromadorea; Rhabditida; Strongylidae
Source: the annotation of a GenBank genome assembly